AAUGUAGAGAAGAAACACUCUAGUCAUCCCAAAAUAAAGAAAUUGUGCUAGACUCUCUUUUUCUCUGGCAUCAGGUCCUGUUCACGUGUGGAAAGAGUGAUGGGACCAAUUUGAUAGAUUUUAAUAACAGAAUUACAUUUUACCGUCAUGUUCGAUGAAAAGGAUGUGGCUGCCAUUGGCCAAGUACUGGUCAACUCAAAGCAAGACCUUGCCAAAAGAUUUCGGGCACUUUUCACGUUGCGCAAUCUGGGUGGACCAGAGGCCAUCAAAUGGAUAAGUCAGGCCUUCGAAGAUGAAUCUGCUUUGCUGAAACAUGAACUAGCUUACUGUUUGGGUCAAAUGCAAGAUGAACAAGCCAUUCCUGUUCUGGAGGUUGUUUUGAAAGACACUAGCCAAGAGCCCAUGGUCAGACACGAAGCAGGUGAGGCUUUGGGAGCUAUUGGAAAUCCAAAAGUGUUGGAUAUACUCAAACAAUACUCAGAAGAUCCUGUUAUAGAGGUGGCAGAGACGUGUCAGCUAGCUGUGAGACGACUGGAAUGGCUGAUGAGCGGCGGGACUGAAGAGGGGGCUGAAGGAAACCCGUACAGCUCAGUGGACCCGGCGCCGCCGGCCCCCAAGAAGACUGUGCCCGAGCUCAGGACGCUGCUCUUGGACGAGAGCCUGCCACUGUUCGAGCGCUACAGAGCUAUGUUUGCGCUGCGUAACAUGGGCACUGAGGAGGCUGUGCUAGCCCUUGGCGAUGGUCUCCAGUGCAGUAGUGCCUUAUUCCGCCACGAGAUCGGCUACGUCCUGGGUCAGAUCCAGCACGAGGCCAGCAUCCCCCAGCUGCGGGCGGCGCUGGAGAAGGAGGACGAGAGCGCCAUGGUGCGGCACGAGUGCGCCGAGGCGCUGGGCUCCAUUGGCAAGGACACCUGCCUGGAGAUCCUCCAGCGCUACCGCAAGGACCAGGAGCGCGUGGUCAAGGAGAGCUGCGAAGUGGCGCUGGACAUGCUCGACUACGAGAACUCCACGCAGUUCCAGUAUGCAGAUGGACUCCUGCGGUUGCAGGGCGUCUCAUGAAGGAUGACGUCGUGUUGAAGACUUCUCUCUAAGAGAGAGAGAGAUCCCCCCCCCAUCAGCAGUAUCCAACUAUAAACAUCACUGUUUUAUUGCUCGCUGGGUCAAAAUGUGCUCACGGAAAAAAUGUAUAAUGAGAGUUGCUUAUUAUUUCAUUCGCAGACUAUAAUCCAUUAUGUUGUGGGAUUGUGAAAGAGUUUUGGCUGGUUUAUUUAUUCUUUUUAUGGGAAAAUAUGAUGUAGGCGUCACACAAGCCAAAUACAUUUCUCAAAAUCCUUCCUAAAAUCACAGUAAUCUGUUCUAAAGUGUCCUGAGAAGAUUUAAUGCAACCAUUUGAGGGCAUAAACAUUUUUGUUCUGAGCGUAUUUUAAUCAACAUUAAAAUAAUGUUGUGUGACAA
This is a messenger RNA of Sardina pilchardus (European sardine), 1455 nucleotides long. It is a transcript of the gene dohh, whose product is annotated as deoxyhypusine hydroxylase/monooxygenase. The transcript has 5 exons. Gene Ontology annotation, molecular function: deoxyhypusine monooxygenase activity. NCBI's taxonomy places the organism in Eukaryota, Metazoa, Chordata, Actinopteri, Clupeiformes, Clupeidae. Bases 148 to 1059 code for a protein of 303 amino acids. The record is from RefSeq and is a predicted model, not a curated record. Gene Ontology annotation, biological process: peptidyl-hypusine biosynthetic process.